This is a messenger RNA of Sclerotinia trifoliorum, 1927 nucleotides long. NCBI's taxonomy places the organism in Eukaryota, Fungi, Ascomycota, Leotiomycetes, Helotiales, Sclerotiniaceae. The record is from the annotation of a GenBank genome assembly.
UUGUCAAUGUGCAACAUUUGAAAGUUUCUCAAUUUCUCGGAAAUCUACACACAUAGUGAGUGUACUUGAGAUUCUUUCGGCCAUUUCUAAUAUAUGAGUUUGACUUGUUAUCUUCUCUCACAAGCAAUUCGAUCACCAUUCCGUGCAACUAAAUAAUACAGAACUGAUUAAGACGACAACAUGAGCGAUUUACAACGGUCCUUCGUUAAACCUAAGCUUCCAAAGUUCGCCCCUCCAAUGUUCAAUGAAGCUGAUGAGGAGGAAGAGAUUGAUGUUCCUGGUGAAUUGCCAGAUCUGCCAGUAGAUGAUGACUCUUCCUCGGCAUCUUCAGCUUCAUCUACUGGCACCAUCAUACCAUCCUCAAAUCAGAAAUUGUUUGCUCGACCGCAAGGGUUUGUUCCUGCUUACAGCUAUAUUUUUGUGCCGAGCUGAUAUUUUCGAUACCACCAGUAUUCCCAAUAAACGGACGAUGGACCAGAUACCGUGGACGACGUAUUUCGAGCGAGAGCUAUUUCUUGAACAUAAGAUGGAGUUAGAGACCAUAACACACCAUGCAUAUCUUACAUCUCCCGUUGGGUCUGCACCUUUAUUCGUUACACACCAUGGAGCGGGAUCAUCCGGUUUGUCAUUUGCUGUUCUGACAUCGGAAAUUCGGAAAAAGCUACCUUCUGCGGGUGUACUGUCCCUUGAUGCUCGUGGUCAUGGUUCUACGGAUAUCUCCCCGGAUGCAGAACUUCUUGAUCUUAGCCUAAAGACAUUAAGUUCAGACCUAUUAUAUGUCAUUGAAGCUACAAAAGCUAGAAUGAGUUGGAAAGAACUUCCGCCUCUUGUACUUGUUGGCCACUCUCUUGGUGGGGCAGUUGUUACAGACGUUGCAAAGAGCGGAAAGCUAGGUCGCUCAGUCCUUGGCUACGCGGUCCUUGACGUAGUUGAGGGUUCUGCUAUGGAUGCUCUUCAAAGCAUGCAAACCUACUUAUCGACUCGACCGCUAGGUUUUCCUUCUCUGCAAUCUGGCAUUGAGUGGCACACGAGAUCGAGAACAAUACGAAAUACAUUGUCGGCGCGAACGAGUGUACCUGCGCUACUGAGACACGAUGAAGAAGCUGGCGGGUCACGAUCAUGGACGUGGCGCACAAACUUGGGAGCCACUCAGCCAUUUUGGGAAGGUUGGUUUGUUGGACUAAGUAAAAAGUUCUUGGAGGCAAAGGGUGGAAAGCUAUUGCUGCUUGCUGGGACAGACAGACUCGAUAAAGAGUUGACUAUUGGGCAAAUGCAAGGUGGGAACCAUCAUUUAUGUGAACUUAAAUUUAGGAGGCUCAAGCUGACAAUCAAUAGGGAAGUAUGCGCUGCAAGUUUUUCCUGAGGCCGGGCAUUUUGUUCAUGAAGACCUUCCUGAAAAGACAGCGAUGGUGUUAGUAGACUUCUACUCAAGAAAUGACCGGAGUUCAUUGGUACUGCCACCGAAAGUGUCAGAUCUCAUUAGGGCCGGUAGGAAAGUAUGAAUUCGGUUAAUUACUUCGACCGACCGACUACAGGAAAAGGGGUCUCGAAAAGUGCAAGAGUAAAAGUAUUACCUUCAUUAGGACAUUAGCCGACACCAGGCUUCGAACAUGAAUACAUGGAGAUUUGAUACGUUGUGGAUUUUAGGCACUCUAAAUGGCCGCCCGUUUUCGAGCUUCGAGAACACAAAAAGGGUGCUUGCUGCGCACACAGCGCGUUGAAAUGAGAAAGUGAGAUUGCGGCUGAAUGAAGUAAGACAUCCGGCCGUACGGUUUGUGGGUCAUCCCACCAUUGCUUUUUACCGAAUCAGAUAUCCUGGGUUGCUUUUUAUGGGUGCUGAAAAUACCAAACUACAAGAGCACCAAGUAAAUUCCAUCUCAAUUAAAUGUCAGAUUUGCCGCCCCAAGAGGCCAUUUUUAUUUUCUGU